Molecule: messenger RNA, 2793 nt
Organism: Echinops telfairi (small Madagascar hedgehog)
Lineage: Eukaryota; Metazoa; Chordata; Mammalia; Afrosoricida; Tenrecidae
Gene: GTPBP2
Product: GTP binding protein 2
Exons: 12
Coding region: 190-1734 (514 amino acids)
Biological process (GO): translational elongation
Molecular function (GO): GTPase activity; translation elongation factor activity; GTP binding
Source: RefSeq, a predicted model, not a curated record
AAGGCUAGGGGGGCCGGCGGCGGCAGCGGCUGUGGGGGCCCGAAGGGGAAGAAGAAGAACGGAAGGAACCGAGGGGGCAAAGCCAACAACCCUCCAUACCUGCCCCCAGAGGCUGAAGAUGGAAACAUCGAAUAUAAACUGAAGCUGGUGAAUCCAUCGCAGUACCGCUUUGAGCACCUAGUGACCCAGAUGAAGUGGCGGCUCCAGGAGGGCCGCGGUGAGGCUGUCUACCAGAUCGGAGUGGAGGACAACGGGCUGCUGGUGGGCCUGGCUGAGGAGGAGAUGCGCGCCUCCCUCAAGACCCUGCACCGGAUGGCAGAGAAAGUUGGGGCUGACAUCACGGUCCUCCGGGAGCGAGAAGUGGAUUAUGAUAGUGAUACGCCCCGGAAGAUCACCGAGGUGUUGGUACGAAAGGUCCCUGACAACCAGCAGUUUCUGGACCUCCGAGUGGCCGUCCUGGGAAACGUGGAUUCGGGGAAGUCGACUCUGCUGGGAGUCCUGACCCAGGGGGAGCUGGACAACGGGCGGGGCCGGGCCCGGCUCAACCUUUUCCGACACCUGCACGAGAUUCAGUCGGGCCGCACCUCCAGCAUCAGCUUCGAGAUCCUCGGAUUUAACAGCAAGGGAGAGGUGGUGAAUUACAGCGACUCCCGGACAGCCGAAGAGAUCUGUGAGAGCAGCUCCAAGAUGAUCACCUUCAUCGACCUGGCCGGCCACCACAAGUACCUGCACACCACCAUCUUUGGCCUCACCUCCUACUGCCCCGACUGCGCCCUCCUCCUUGUCAGUGCCAACACUGGGAUAGCCGGCACCACCAGGGAACAUCUGGGGCUGGCCCUAGCCCUGAAAGUGCCCUUCUUCGUCGUGGUCAGCAAGGUAGACCUGUGUGCCAAGACCACGGUGGAGAGGACAGUACGGCAGUUGGAGCGAGUGCUCAAACAGCCUGGCUGCCACAAGGUCCCCAUGCUGGUCACUUCCGAGGAUGACGCCGUCACCGCUGCCCAGCAGUUUGCCCAGUCACCCAAUGUCACCCCAAUCUUCACACUCUCAAGCGUGUCUGGAGAAAGCCUGGACCUGCUUAAAGUCUUUCUGAACAUCCUGCCGCCGCUGACCAACAGCAAAGAGCAAGAGGAGCUCAUGCAGCAGCUGACGGAGUUCCAGGUCGAUGAAAUCUACACAGUACCGGAGGUGGGGACUGUUGUUGGAGGGACACUGUCCAGCGGGAUUUGCCGCGAGGGGGACCAGCUGGUGGUGGGCCCCACAGACGACGGCUGCUUCCUGGAGCUGAGAGUGGGCAGUAUUCAGCGCAACCGUUCGGCCUGCCGUGUGCUGCGAGCUGGGCAGGCCGCCACGCUGGCCCUUGGGGACUUCGACCGCGCACUGCUUCGCAAGGGCAUGGUGAUGGUGAGCCCUGAGAUGAAUCCCACCAUCUGCUCCGUGUUCGAGGCGGAGAUAGUUCUCCUGUUCCAUGCCACGACCUUCCGGCGGGGGUUCCAGGUGACGGUGCACGUUGGCAAUGUCCGCCAGACUGCAGUGGUGGAAAAGAUCCAUGCCAAGGACAAGCUGCGGACAGGGGAAAAGGCAGUGGUCCGUUUCCGCUUCCUGAAACACCCGGAGUACUUGAAGGUGGGCGCCAAGCUGCUGUUCCGGGAGGGCGUCACCAAGGGCAUCGGACAUGUCACCGACGUGCAAGCCGUCACAGCCGGAGAGGCCCAGGCCAACAUGGGCUUCUGAGCACCACCACCCCCACCCCCCGGGUGGGGACAAGUCAAUUGCCGCCCCUCCAAUACACAGUGACUUCCGCCCGCUGCCCACUGUUGGCGGCUGUGUGUGUGAAUAGGCUAGGGAGAGGGGUGCUCCCUGCCACGUGCCCCCCAUCACCCUUCUGGGGUGGCCUGGGGCAGGGCUGUUCAGAGGGGGACGGAAGGAGUGUUCAGGACAGUGGUAAGCAGCUGUGUGCCACUUGCUGACUCCGUGGCCGCUCUGCUGGAGGGGGCUGGCCGUGACCACCCUGGCCCUGCUGUCAGGGCCCAGUGUGAUCCUGCCGGGUGCUCCCUGCACUUCAGGAAUUGUCACAACCAGGGUUGGCCCUUGAAAGCACUCCUUUUUCGGAUACCUCUUCUCAAGGCUUUGGAAUUUGCCCAUCGCUAGCUGACUGUGGACACAAGAAAUCAGGGCCCGGCCCAGGGUCUGCGGAAGCAGCCCGGGCCAGCGCACAGUUGGCCGUGCUCUGAGCCUGUUUCUCAGCUUUACGCCCCUUCGCCUCCCCUCUCGGCCCCACAGGUGCUAUUUAUUGUGCUGGCCCAGGCGUGGGGCUGCCCGAGCUAAGGCCUGGCACAUCCAAGGUCAGCUGCAUGUCCUUCCGUCUUGUCUUUUACUCUGCAGUGAUCUGUUGAUUUUAAUGCUGGACCCCAUAGGAAGGUUUAACACCCCCCCACACACCCCCCAACACCACCAUCUAGUAGUGGCUGGGCACCUAGCCCACAGCUCCCCAGCCGGCCGGCCAUGCUUCCCCGGCCCUCCCUGCUCUGAGGCCUCUCACUUUGCUGUUAUGCAGCAACCAUCCCUUUCCCUCUAUGCAGGGAAGCGGAGGAAAGGGAGAGCCCUUGCCAUACUCCCCCAAUCCCACCCCCCCAACUAGGCCUGGCCGCCUCCUUCCCCUGUUUGCCUCCUGGGUUCGCAUGGACUCGGGGAUUUGUCGGGCAAGGUUUCUCUGCAUAUAUAUAUAUAUCAUAUAUAUAUAUAUAUACACACACACACAUAUAUUGUACAGAAUAAAAGUGUUUUAUUGGA